Panicum hallii is the source of this 956-nucleotide messenger RNA. Its product is annotated as isopentenyl-diphosphate Delta-isomerase I-like. Lineage: Eukaryota; Viridiplantae; Streptophyta; Magnoliopsida; Poales; Poaceae. Gene Ontology annotation, biological process: isoprenoid biosynthetic process; isopentenyl diphosphate biosynthetic process. Gene Ontology annotation, molecular function: isopentenyl-diphosphate delta-isomerase activity. Bases 39 to 743 code for a protein of 234 amino acids. The transcript is spliced from 6 exons. The record is from RefSeq and is a predicted model, not a curated record. Gene Ontology annotation, cellular component: cytoplasm.
AACGCCUUCGACGCCGAUCGCCGGAGAGAGAGAGAGAGAUGGCCGGCGCGGCGGGCGACGACGCCAGGAUGGACGCCGUCCAGAAGCGGCUCAUGUUCGAGGACGAGUGCAUUCUGGUGGAUGAGCAGGACAAUGUUGUUGGCCAUGAAUCGAAGUACAAAUGCCAUCUGAUGGAAAAGAAUCUGCUCCAUAGGGCUUUCAGUGUGUUCCUUUUCAACUCAAAACAUGAGCUCCUACUCCAGCAAAGGUCCGCAACGAAGGUUACAUUUCCUUUACUUUGGAGCAACUCCUGCUGCAGCCAUCCUCUGUACCGUGACUCCGAGCUUAUCCAGGAGAACGACCUUGGUGUGAGAAACGCAGCACAGAGGAAGCUCCUGGAUGAGCUGGGCAUCCCAGCUGAAGAUGCCCCGGUCGACCAGUUCACCCCUGUCGGUCGGAUGCUCUACAUGGCCCCAUCUGACGGGAAAUGGAGCGAGCAUGAGCUUACCCACAUUCUGUUCAUCGUCCGGGACGUGAAGCUGCGGCCGAACCCGGACGAGGUUGCCGGCGUCAGGUACGUGAGCCGCGAGCAGCUGGAGGAGCUGAUCCGGAAGGCGGACGCCGGCGAGGACGACGGCGUGAAGCUCUCCCCCUGGUUCAGGUUGAUCGUGGACAACCUCCUCAUGGGCUGGUGGGACCAUCUCGAGAAGGGCACCCUCAGUGAGGCCGCGGACAUGGAGACCAUCCACAAUCUGAAGGAGUGAAGGGCCGCCGGCCGCCGGCCGCCGGCCGCCGCGCCGUGGCUCCGGUAGUCCGACGACCUUGUCGUCGCCGUGCCGCGUGUUUGCUUUAAUGCUCUUACUGCGGAAUGCUUGCCUUGCUGCCUGUGGUAUACUACGUCGUCUAAAUAAACAGCAAUAAGACGAAUUCCUCGUCGCUACAUACCAUGAUCAGAUCAAUACGACGAAGAGCGUUCU